Clunio marinus is the source of this 6894-nucleotide messenger RNA. NCBI's taxonomy places the organism in Eukaryota, Metazoa, Arthropoda, Insecta, Diptera, Chironomidae. The record is from the annotation of a GenBank genome assembly.
UAUCUGUGAGAAAGAUGUUGAUGCAUAAACUCGGAAUCGUUGCAAUCAUCUUAUGCGCUCUGAUUGAUUACUCAAUAGCGGAACCAAGAGUCGUUUGCUAUUAUACAAAUUGGAGUGUUUAUCGGCCAGGAACAGCAAAAUUCAAUCCACAAAACAUAAAUCCAUAUUUAUGUACUCAUUUAAUCUAUGCUUUCGGUGGUUUCACCAAAGAUAAUCAACUGAAGCCCUUCGAUAAAUAUCAAGACAUUGAACAAGGUGGAUAUGCCAAGUUCACGGGCUUAAAAACUUACAAUAAAGAGCUUAAGACUAUGCUAGCCAUUGGAGGUUGGAAUGAGGGAUCGACGAGGUUCUCGCCUUUAGUGGCAAGCUCCGAAAGAAGAAGUCAACUUAUUAAAAACGCUAUCAAGUUUUUACGUCAAAACAAGUUCGACGGUUUGGAUUUGGAUUGGGAAUAUCCUGCAUUCCGUGAUGGUGGAAAAGCAAGAGAUCGUGACAAUUAUGCGAAACUGGUUCAAGAACUUCGUGAAGAAUUUCAACGUGAACAUGAUAAAACUGGUAGACCACGACUUCUCUUGACAAUGGCAGUUCCAGCUGGCUUAGAGUACAUUGAUAAAGGCUACGAUGUUCCAAAGCUUAACAAACAUUUAGAUUGGUUCAAUCUUCUCAGCUAUGAUUAUCAUUCAGCUUAUGAACCUUCAGUGAAUCAUCAUGCACCACUUUAUCCAAUAGAAGAAGAAAACGAAUACAGCUACGAUACCGAUUUGAACAUUAACUCCACCAUCAACUAUUACUUGAAAGCUGGUGCCAGUCGAGAUAAGCUUGUUUUAGGAAUUCCUACAUAUGGUCGAAGUUAUACUUUGUUCAAUGCUGAGUCAAACGAAAUUGGAGCACCAGCCGAUGGCCCAGGUGAUCAAGGCGAUGCUACACGAGAGAAAGGUUAUUUGGCAUACUACGAAAUCUGUCAAAGUAUCAAUGAAGAAGAUUCUCAGUGGACAGUUGUACAGCCAAAUCCUGAUGCACUCGGACCUUAUGCGUACAAUGACAAUCAAUGGGUUGGAUAUGACGACGAAGAAAUUGUGAGAAAAAAAUCGAAAUUUGUCGUCGAACAAAACCUCGGUGGGAUCAUGUUUUGGUCAAUUGAUAACGAUGACUUCAGAGGAUUGUGUAAUGGAAAGCCGUAUCCGCUAAUUGAAGCCGCUAAAGAAGCUUACUUUGACGGUAUUUCUAACGGAGUUCCAACGAGAAAUACCAUCAGCUCAGGCCGAAAACAAGUGAAAGUUGCGACAACUACUACGAAACGACCAGAUUCAAGAAGCAAAAGCGGUGGGAAAUUCACUACACCGCCCCCGCCAACAACACCGGACCCUGGCAGUGACUUCAAAUGUGAAGACGAAGGUUUUUACGCCCAUCCACGCGACUGCAAAAAAUAUUUCUGGUGUUUGGAAGCUGCUGGUCUCGGAAUUGUUGCGCAUCAAUUUACUUGUCCCUCUGGCCUUUAUUUCAACAAAGCAGCUGAUUCAUGUGAUUACACAAGAAACGUGCUUUGCUCAAAAACAACAACGACCAAAACAACAACAACGACAACUGAAGAACCAGUAACAAGAACGACAACGACAAGAGCUGCUGCUGUAAGCACAAGAACAAAUCCACUGUACAGAAGUCCAAGUCGAACAACCCAACGAACAACAACUACGACAGAGUAUGUCGAGCCAAUAACUGAACAGCCUGAGUUAGAUCAAGAAGAUCCAAGAGUUAUUAAAGAAUUGAUUGAUUUGAUUAAGAAGGUCGGGGGCGUUGAAGAGUUGGAAAAGCAAUUGAAUUUACAUGAAGAAGGUGGAACCGUUACGUUAAGUUCAAAAUCAGAUUCAAGAGUCACGACGUCAUCGCCUAUUAGUAAAUCGCUAUACGACAAAAUUAAAAAUCGUGCUUCAGUAUUGAAAACCAAACCAGCAUUUAAUGGAGCAUCUCAACCCGAAAGAGUUCUCGAACGAACUGAAGUGAAAGAGAGAUCAACAACAUCAACGACAGAAGCUUCAUUGGUGUCAAGAAAAUAUCAGACAGUAAAUCGGUUUAGUCGUCCAGGUCCUCAAAGCUCAGGCAUUGAGAGUCUACCAGAAUCCGAUGCAGUUCUGAUUGAGAAACCCCAAUAUACUGUAAUUAGCAGAAGAAAGCCAGCAAAACCAGCUGUCGUCGUUGAAAAUGAUUACAAUGGAGACUCUGAAAGUUCUUCUGUUGAAGACAUUAAGAAAUCUGAAGAAAAAUCAGAAAAAUUCAGUGGAAAACAAAAAUAUGCAAGCAUUUCUCGUUUACGACGUCCACAAGUUCAAGUUAUUGACGAUGAAAAUGACUCAGAUGAAGAAGAAGAAGACAUUUUCCCUCUUCGUAGUUCAGUUACUCAACAGUCAACACCUUCAAGGUCGACCUCUAAGUAUGUGAAUCUCAGCCGUAGACGAUCAACAACAUCAGCACCAGAUGUGGAAAGAAUCGAUGAUGCCGAGGAAGAGACAACGACGACAACGACGACGCCCUCAAGACGAAGACUCUCGGAAUCAACUCCAACACAAAAAACGGUAUUGAGUGUUAAUAUUAACAGAAAUAAAAUUCAAUCAAACAUUCAAGACAACAUAGACACAAUUAAAACUCUUGAAAAGGAAAUAUUAACAGGAAAUAAGAAUACAUUGGAUGAUGAUGACAACUUUGACAAUAUCAUUGCCCUUCCUACAGAACCCGUUACCGAUAAUGUUCCUUUCCCCGAAAAUAUUUUCACGACAGGAACUCCAAGUUCCACGACACCUCCCACAACAACCCCCCAAAGUAUUCAGGUAACAGAAUCUGCUAAUCAAAGCGAGUCAUUGAAUGAUAUUCUUGAUGAUGGAUCGAAUGAAAUUGAUCCUGAAACAACCACUUUAAUUAUUGACUUGGGUAUCAUUGAUAGUGGCAAAUCUAAUCUAAUCGACAUUUUAAGUUUCCGCGAAAAGUCGAAUUCACUCGCCCCAAGACCCUUUUCACGUCCCUCUUUUACACGCACUAGGCCCACUGUAAGUAGUAGAAAUGAAUUUAGCACGUCGACAAAAUCAUCAACAACCACACAAGAACCAACUUCGAAAAGCACGCGAUCCAUUCGUCGUCGUCCAACAAGACAAUUCACUACAGUUGCUGACACUGAUAAUGAUUUAGAAUCGACAACACGCGGUCAUUACACAUAUCGACCUGGUUAUCGAGGCACUGCACGUUUCAGACCAUCGACGACUAGAUCUGGAGAGUAUGAAUACAAAGACAAUUUACCUUUUAAUAGUUAUGAUCCGAUUGAAAAUAAUCGUUUGAGAUCGUUGUCUUAUGACCGAGCUUCAAAAAGACCAAAAGCUUCGACUGAAUCAUCGGAUAAUCCAACAACGGAAGGUUCAACACGUCGUCGUUUAAAUACUUCAAGAAGAUCCUUCACAUCAGCAGCAAAUAAUCCUACUCGCAAUGAAGAAAAUCAAACAGUGGAACCGUCUUCAACAACAGAAGGCACAACAAGACGACGAUUAAUUACAUCAAGAAGAUUCUUCUCUUCAACGACAAACAAUCCAAUAUCAAAUGAAGAAGAAGAACAAACAACUGAACAAAGAAUCGUUGAAGCAAAGAAUUAUUUUAAUUUAGAGAAAGGUGAACGCCCUGAAAGAAUUCGCUUUGAAUUAGCAGUUGGAAGGAAAAUUGAUUUUGGAUUUAAGCCAACAAAAAUUGAAAACAAAACAUCGGAAAAUGAUUCUAGUAAGGUGACAGUAAUUACAGGUCCAUUAAAUAAGUCGCCAUUGGUGUCAAGUCGAGAUUACAAACAAGGUCAUGUUGAAGAAAUUCCAUUAACGAAUAUUGAGAAAACUGAAACUGUCACAGUUCAAAGCUUUUCCGAUAAAUUGGAUUUGAGUGAAAUUCCAUUGAAUAAAUCUGACAUUGAAAGUUUCGUACGUGAUGAAGACUUAAGAACUGAUUCACUUGCAGAAACAACGACAAGAAAGGCUCGUUUAAGACCAAGUAAAAUCGGAUUUUUAAAGCGAUCUCAAGUUGUAAGCGAAAGCAUUGAAGAUGUUGUCGAAGAAACAACGAGCAAUGCAAUUGAUAAUAAUUCGAAACAAGAGUCAACUACAAGUCGAUUACGAUUCCGUCCAAGUAGGAUUGGCUUUGCACAAAGAACCCAAACAGAAUCAACAAGCACUGAAACUCAAACACAAACUUCACAAGUUGCUGAUAAUGAACCUACAAGCAGAUUCAGUUUCCGUCCUGGACAAACACGAUUCCCUGCAAGAGUAAAAGUAAUUAACAAAGAAGCGAGUAACGAAGAUAUUGACGAUGAAAGAAUCGAAGAACCAUCCACAAGACGUUCUCGUCCACUGCCAUCAAGAAGUCGCGCGACACUCCGAUCGAGAACAACGACAACUGAAAGUGAAAACUCUUUAGAAAACAUUGAAACUUCUACUUCUCGUAAACGACCUUCUGGAUUUAGAAGAAGAUAUUCACAGCAAACUCAAGUAGAAGCAAACAAACUCGAUGAUUCGAAAACAGAAGAAAGCACAACAAGUAAAUUACAAAUUCGUCGUCUUAUUCCAAACAGGUUUGCACAACAAUCUAAGAUUAAGGAAGUCAAAAUUGAGGAUGUCAAUGAGUUACAAACUGAAGGUCCGAUUGAUGAAACAACGCUACGAAGAUUACGGUUAAGGCCGAAUGAUUCAAGGAGAUAUGAUACAUACUCGAAUAGUUUAGAAGUAUCAGAUGACGACAACACUGAUGAAAAUGAUAACAACGAUCUUGAAUCACUUGAUUUAGUCACAGAGAAAGAGAUUGAAGAUGAUGGUAUCGAUUUCACAACUUUGUCAUCUCUGACAAAACCAAAUGAAGAAGAUAAAUCAGACGAAAAUGAAGACGAACCCAAAGAUGAAAGCGAAAGUGUAGACGAAAAAGAAGAUGAGAGUGAAGAUGAAGAUGAAACGACUUUAGAUUCUAUUGCCGAUGACACAACAUCAACCACGCGUCGAACUUUAAAGAUUAGAAAGCGACCAUUGAAAAAAAUUGAAGUUUUGGCGACACGACAAACAAUAACAGAAGCAACCGAUGAAGAUUUAAAUGAUGACAAUGAAGAAGUGUUGACAACCACAACUGAAAGUGUUUUAAGAACGAGACCAACAAGACGACGAUUAGUGACCAGAAGAAGAAUUGCGAAUGAAAAUCGUUUCGAUACGUCAAAUAAUUUCCUUCAAUCUCAAUCUCAAACAGAAUCGCAGUCUCAAUCUGAGGUUGAAGAAGAAAGUAUUGAAGUUACUUCAGGUGCAUCUGUGCAAUCGAGACCGACAAGAAAGCGUGUCAUAUUUACACGAACAAGACCAAAAAUUAAUUCUGAAAUUGAAAGUGAAGAUCAAGGAAUUGAACGAAUUUCAAUACCUUUGAAUAAUGAAGGAAAUGAAGAAACUAUUGAAGAAACAAGUGAGAAAUUAAUUGACAGUGUGAAUUUCCGUCGAAUUAAAGUAUUUAGAACUCGUCCAACGACUGGAAGAAUCGCAGAUUCUGAUUCUGAUAGCAUCGCUUUACCUAGAAAUCCAUCACCAAGAACACGUGUCUUUAAACGACCUAUACCAACUAUUGAAGCAGAAAACUCUGAAUCAGAAAUCGAUGAAGAAUCAAAAGCAAUCUCUUCAGAAUCUGACGAUGAUCCUAGAGAAGAAGUUGCUACAAGCUCAACAAGACCUUCAACAAAAAAACGUAUUUACAAAGUUUUACGUACAAAAGCUCCAAAGCUUCUUAUUGAUCGACCACGGCCAGCAUUCAAUUUGAAUACAAGAUCGACGACACUCCAUCCAGCAUCAACACGUUUCUCAAAAGACGCACUGCCAACUCGUGCCAAACAAGUAACUGUGAGAAGAAAGUUCAAGCCUACAGUUGUAAGUUCCGACACAACUGUUGAAGAAAUCGACCAAGAAAAAAGAAUUGCACUUGGGGAGAGGAACAAAAAAAUAUUUUCAAAGGGCUAUCGUAAAUCCCUUACAACAACCACUGCACCAAACAUAACACCAUUCAGUACUAAUGAAAACACAGAAACAACAGAAUUUGACGACGUUGUUGACACAACAGAUAUUCCUCUUGAUAAUAAUGAUGAAAAUGUUUUACAGAAGGAUGUUACAUCAACCAAGCCACGCUUCUCGUUAAGUCGUUUCACCACAACGACAACAACACGACCGACAACUUUACAUCACGUUUUCGCAAUUGAUAUUGAAGAUGAAGAAGAUUCCUCUAAAAACAAAACUGAGAUUAAAGAAAACAAUGCUGAUGAAGUCAUUAAGAAGUUACAGAAACUUAUUGAAAUUAACCGCAUUGUCGAAGUUUACUCGAAGGAAGAGAAACUCAAAUUACUUAAGAAUAAAAAACUCAAAUCGAUUAAACUUUCAGAGUUGACGGUGGAAAAACCUCCAGUUAUCGAUAAAUUUGGAGAAAUUAGUAGAGAAACUAUUAUUAAGCUUGUAAAAAGUAAUUACACAACAACAACAGAAGCAGCAGCGCCAGCAGUUAAUGAAACUCGAUCGCCUAAAAAUAUUGUGUUCGCUGAAACGAUUUUCCCUGAGCCUGAAAUCUCAACGAUAACCUUAGAAGGAUUGUUUGAACGUGAGAAGAAAUCAUAUGACGUCGACACAGACAAAAUUGAAGAGAAUUUACCUGAAAAAUCUUACGUUUCUUCGAGUGUCUUGCGUGCGCCAAUUCCAUUAUUACGUCCCGAAUCAAACGAGACAGAUCCCAUAAUCAUAAGUUUAAAGUCACUUGAUAAAGUUAUUCUUAGCAAAGUUCAGCAGCGCCAAAAAGAAGAUAAUGAGGAAAAUUCUGUAACUGAUAAUCCUUCAGAAGAGACGACUGUGUUGGAUGAAGAUAAUU